This is a messenger RNA of Cryptomeria japonica (Japanese cedar), 1390 nucleotides long. Its product is annotated as transcription factor bHLH35. Lineage: Eukaryota; Viridiplantae; Streptophyta; Pinopsida; Cupressales; Cupressaceae. The record is from RefSeq and is a predicted model, not a curated record. Gene Ontology annotation, molecular function: DNA-binding transcription factor activity; protein dimerization activity; sequence-specific DNA binding. The coding region runs from base 143 to 1090 and encodes 315 amino acids. Gene Ontology annotation, cellular component: nucleus. The transcript is spliced from 4 exons. Gene Ontology annotation, biological process: regulation of DNA-templated transcription.
AAUGUUUUAAAUCUGAGAAAAUCCCGACAAGCCCACGCGGUUUCUCAAGACUUUUUAAGCACUUCCCACGUAGUGGGCUUUUUACAGCUAUUUCUCAGGUUGGGAAACCCCCGGACUGAGCUUUGUAACUUUUGGGAGCACAAUGGAUGGACUGCAAGAAUCAUUUGAUUAUCUGAGCAGCGUAUCUCUGCAAGAUUUGGACAACCUUAUUGGAUCUUCUUCUUGUCUGUAUAGCGUGGGCUAUUCUUCACCAAACAUUGGAACACCCCAUCUGAAACCUUCUGCCAUUAAUGUCGGUGAUGCAGAUGCUUGGAGCUUCACAACAGCUGAAACAUUGUGGAAGGGGGGGGAUUCGUACACUACUAUUCCCAGGUCUCUUGGGGGCGUUGAGACGGCUUUUAAUAGUGUAAUGGGAAAUGCGAGUGCAGAAGAUCUGAUAUGGGAUGGAAGAGGAGUUCAUUCAGAGGGGAGCAGAAUUUCAAAGAAACAAGAAGAUUGUUUUUCUGAUGGGAGCGAAGGAUGGAUUGCAGAGCGCACAAAAGAAACCAAGAAUCUUGUUUCAGAGAGGAAGAGACGCAAAAAGCUGAAUGAGAGACUUUAUGCCUUGCGCUCCCUCGUCCCUUAUAUAACUAAGAUGGACAAAGCCUCCAUUAUAGCAGAUGCAAUUAAGUAUAUUGAAGAUCUCCAAAAGCAAGUCAGAGAUAUUGAAGCUGAGAUAGCCGGCCACUGCCCCACCAAUGAAUGCUCUUCGAAUUCUUCAUGCAUGACGUCAGCUACUGCUGACGUGGAUGACUGUCACAUCCCCAAAACCAAUAUUCCAACUCCCAUUGCUCUUCACACUGACAUUUCCAAGAUAGAGGAAAGAACAUUUCAUAUCAGGAUACUAUGCAAAAAGGAGCCACGCGUACUGUUACAGCUGACAAAGGCCCUAGAGUCUGUAAAAUUAUUGGAUGUGCAGAGUUCUAAUGUUACCUGCAUUGAUGGUAACAUCAUCCAGACCCUUAUUGCAAAGAGUAAAGAAGUGAAAGAAGAUGCACUUAAACAUGCCAUCAUGGAUGCAGCUGUUAACUAUGGUUUCUGCAAAUCCUGAUUGGGCUGCUCUUGGGUUUCUUAUAUUACAAGCUUUACUUCACUGUCCCACUGAUUAUUUCAUCUCUGUGAUGGGUUGCCCUAUGUGAUUUUGACAUUAAGGAUAGUUAUAGGUGGGAUAAAAAAGUAUUUGGGCUUUUGUUAUGCACUGUGUAGAAACAUGAAAUCUCUGAAAGAAUCUACUGUAAUGAACAAUAAAAGUGCUGGAGCAUCUCUUCCAGUUGUCUCCGAAGAGGAUUGAAUUAUCUGAAUGUGAGUUUUAGCUUAUUUGACAGCUCAAUUUAAUGAAUUCUUAUUUAAA